AGCUCAUCAUCAAAUACAGACAGAUACAUACCAAUAGAUUAGAGUACCACAUAUGGAGACGAUUACAUCUGCUGCUACCAGUGACCUAAUUAGCCGUGCUCUCUCCUUUCUCAUAGACAAGUUCACGAAUCGAGAAUGCAUGGAGGAGAAGGUUCAGAGGCUGCAGCUUCUCCUGCUGAGAGUUCGUACGGUUAUCGAGGAAGCAGAUGGGCGAUGUAUCACAAACUCCGGUAUGUUGAUGCAGCUCAAGCUGCUUUCAGAGAGAAUGUACCGAGGGUACUAUGUGCUGGAAAACUUCAAGUAUAGGCCCAUAGUGCAGAGUGCUGGACAGGAGGUGAGUAGCUCCCCUGCACUUGCGUCAUCUUUUGGGGCUUCUAUAAAACGUUUCCGUAUGAUGAGUAACAGUACUACUAGGAGCUCAACUGUUGAUGAUCUUGACGGUGCUUUGCGGAGCUUAGAAACUAUGGUGGAUACAAUGAAAGAGUUUGUUAUGCUUAUUGGGGGAUGUGAACGCGUGUGCUGCAAUCCCUAUGACACGUAUCUUUACCUCGAUAACUUCAUGUUCAGUCGCUAUGUGGAAAAGCAGCAUGUUCUCAACACACUGCUGCAGAAAAAUUUCAACAAUCAGGGUGCUCCAGCCAUUCUUCCAAUCAUUGGUGGUCACAAGGUUGGCAAAAGAACUCUUGUUUCUCAAAUAUGCAGUAACGAGAAGAUUCGGAGCCAUUUCUCUUCAAUAUUGCAUAUUUCUGAGCAAGUCAUAAGCAGAAUAGAACAUGAGAAAUUCCCAUGCGUGAGGACUUUGGUCGUGAUUGAGUUUAUGUUAGAUGUGAAUGAAGACGAUUGGAUGAAGUUCUAUUCUUGUGUGUCAGGCAUGGGUGAAGGAACCAAAGUGAUAAUCAUAAGCAGGCUUGAAAAGCUUGCAAGAUUUGCUACAGUAAAGCCAAUUCAUAUGAAACUUUUGUCACAAGAGGAGUACAGCUAUCUCUUCAAGGUAUUGGCAUUUGGAAGCGCAAAUCCAGAGGACUAUCCACAGUUAUCAUCCAUCGGAAAUGAGUUAUCAACGCUGAUGGGUAGGUCGUGCAUCAUUGGAAACGUUCUGGCUGAUGUACUUAGAAAGAAUCUCAACACCCAAUUCUGGUUCCAUGUCUUAAAAAGGUACAAAGGGACCUUAGAGAACAAUAUGUUAUUGUUUGGUGACCACCCAAGAAGUAUUGCUUGUAAAGAUCGUCCAAUAGACAUCACAAAAUUGAUCUACUAUCCGGCUCCAUUUCAGAUCUUGCCUCCUCACGUAGGAUGUGAUGUUUCUGCAACCCAGCUUCCUAGGGUUACAUUUGGGGACUUGAUAGUAGGCUCAGCUGCUCCUCCAAAGGAGAUGUUCGAGCUCAUGACAUGGGAAUCAAGGCUGCCUCCUUAUUCCAAGAUUGUACGGAUCUGUGUUCAAAAUAAGACUCAAAAUGCUGCCCCAUUGAGAAAGAAGCGUCGAGGAGUAGUUGCAUAAUUAACAGCACUAAUCGCCAAUCUGUGCAUUCGCACAGGUUAAUGGAGCAUUGCAUGCUGUACAUUCACAUUAGGAUGGAAGAGCACUGAUUUUGAUUAUGAAGAGAUCUGAGGUUCUGCACUCUGCCAUUAUGCUUAUUCUCCUUCCCUUUCUGUUACAAUUUUGCACAGGAUUUUGUAAGAUGGAUAUUAGCAAGUUUGGAUUUCUUGUCACAUUGCAGUAGUAGUCAGUUUUGUUUUACAUCAUAUAGCCGGCGGCCAGGAUGUCGCCACGCGAGCAUGGAGGCCGGCAGCGGCAGCCGGCUCCGCAGGCGUCUUACAUGUUUCAACGACGGAGCUGCAGGUAAGAAGAAGCGGGCGCACAAUGGCGUGCGCAGGUAAGCCGUUCGACGUAAUGCCCGCACAAAUGGAUAUGGUGUCCAUCGUGCCGCUCGGCAUGCUGGGCGGCCAUGGGCGACGGGGAUGGUGAACAUCUGAUGGUAGGGUGCCUGGUGCUCCAUGUUGGAUGAGUCAGCGCUCGCGCUCGAGGCUAGCCGCAGUGGCGGGAAGUGCAGGACACCGUCGGCCACCACCCAGACCUUUCUGCCCACUGAAAAUCGCAUUCACUCUAAGGUGAGCAGGGAACCACAGCUAUUUCUCUUCCUAGCUGACGUGAAUAGGACACAGAUGUGUGAUGUUACAAAUCUUUAUUGGACAAAAGUUUUUCUUCCAACAUCGAUGCGUAGUGGUAGCAAAAUUGGUCAGUUUUCUUUCAAAGAAUUCGUGUGAGAUAAAAUGAUCAAAUUCAAUUUAUCAGAGAGAACCUAUUAAUUGUAAUUUUUUAGGACUUGAGCUAACUAAUAUCAGAGAGAGUGAGUCUUUCCUAUGCUAUUUUUUUAGGACUUGAGUUAAACUACAUUUGCAGUGAUGGAAUGAAACUCGUGCCAACUUUAGGAUACAAUUUAAUUUUUUAGCAUGCAUGUUUGGUUAGCCAAAUAAAUUUACCAUGUACUUCCUCCGUCUCAAAUUGUUGGUCGUUUUGGUAUUCCUAGGUUCAUAGUUUUUCUGUUCAUCUAGACAUACACUGUAUCUAGAUACGUAGUAAAAACUAUAAAUCUAGAAAUGCCAAAACGAGGUACAAUUUGGAAGGAAGGAGUAAUGCACUAAAAUAUGUUUUCUAAUGGGAGAAAUAUCAGAUGCUAGGAAAAAUUUGAGAUGAUUGGGUAUUCUAAUUCACAAUGGUUUUUAAGAUCAUAGAUCAUUGGAAAAUUUCAAGUGCACCUUCCCUCCCUUAUCCACUAUCCUGUGAAAAUUGGUGUCCUUUUUUCCAUCAAAUUUAGUGUUCAUGCCUUGAGUGGUUACAAGCAACUUGUAAGCUUUGUCUGAACAGACUGAACAAACAUAUGAACAUGACGAUUAUUUUUAUCACUCGAUGAUGUUAUCAAAACCAAAUGCUUAUGAGCGUACAGUUUCCAGUGACUAUUUCAAUCUUUGUUGGAAUGCAUUGUGAUGGUUACGAUAGGACGUGCAAAGCGCAAUCAUCUAAAUUAAUUUUUGCCUAAAACUUCCAUACUAUUAGUUUUGUAUGAUAUGUUGCUGUGACAGCAAGUGAUCUCCUUCUAAGGUAAGAAAGAUGGAAGCAUUACUGCAUAAUACGUUAUUUUGUGUCGGCUCAUACAUGCAGGUGCAAAAGAUAUGUGAGUUAGGUCCAUUUGCACCGGUGCUGCUCGAUCCGAGGGCGAGUGGCAGCAGUGACCAUGGCCUGCGAUGUGCUCAGGUCUCGCGGCACUGGUGUAGAGCUGUAAAAAAAGCUCGAGGAUCGCAAAUCGCUCGAACUCGACUCGCUAAAAGCUCGGCUCGAGCUCGGCUCGAGACUCUGUCAAGCUCGAGCUUGAGGCUACAGGCUCGAUCGAGCUCGGCUCGUUGACAGCCUUACACUGGUGGCUUCUUUCUCGAUUAUAAGAUUACUAGUAGAAAUGCACGUCCGUUGAUACGGGUCCUUACUUACUCUCACGUUAUUAUUCGCUUGUUCCUAAUAUGUUAGUUUCGCUUCACAAAAUGUUGCCAGUAAUUUGUAGGUGGUUUGAUGCCAUGUGUUUAUUACGUGGAACCAACAUAUGGAAACAAAAAAAAUUCACUGCUUAACCUCCGCUCUAUC
Molecule: messenger RNA, 3634 nt
Organism: Setaria italica (foxtail millet)
Lineage: Eukaryota; Viridiplantae; Streptophyta; Magnoliopsida; Poales; Poaceae
Product: putative disease resistance protein At3g14460
Exons: 2
Coding region: 53-1498 (481 amino acids)
Source: RefSeq, a predicted model, not a curated record